Messenger RNA from Dictyostelium discoideum AX4, 3492 nucleotides. RefSeq lists its product as hypothetical. NCBI's taxonomy places the organism in Eukaryota, Evosea, Eumycetozoa, Dictyosteliales, Dictyosteliaceae. The record is from RefSeq and is a predicted model, not a curated record. The transcript is spliced from 2 exons. Bases 1 to 3492 code for a protein of 1163 amino acids.
AUGAAUAGUAUAAUUAGGGCUUGGCCAAAGGGUUUAGUUUCAUAUAAUAAUACAUUCAAUUCAACUAAAUUCAAAGUAACAGAAUAUGAAAGAACAAUUAUAAAAAGAUUUUUAUCUUCAAUAGAACAACAAUCUAAUUAUUCUUUUUCAAAAUCAUUACCAAAUUUACAAAAUAAUAGUUCAAAUAAUAAUAAUAAAGAAGCUUCACAAAAAAUUAUUAUUAGAAAUUCUGCAAUUUCUGAAAAAAGAACUCAAGAUACUCUAAAUUCUGAUUCAAUUAAAAGUUAUAAAUUUUUAAAAUCAAAAAAUAAUAUAUCACAAAAUGAAGUUUAUCAAAUUUGUAAUAAAAAAUUAAAAGAUGAAUUUUAUGGAAUUAAUAUUACAGAGUUUCGAUUAAUGUUAGAAAAAGAAAAUGAUCCAGAAUUUAUUAAACAUUUAUUUGGAUGGUGUACAAAAGAAAUGAAAACUACAGAUAUUACAAUUAUUGAAUCAUUUAUAGUUUAUUAUAGAAAGAAAAAGUCAAUGGAAUUUUUAAAAGUUUUAGAUUAUAUUGAUAAGACUGAUAUGCCACAAAAUAUAUUAAUUAUCAAUAUGACAUUAUUUUUCUACACAGAGAUGAAUAUGAUAGAGGAGGCAAAGAAAUUGGUUGGAUUGUUAUUCUCAAUGGGAAGUACAUUACCAGAGAGAACAUAUUUAGCAAUUUUAAAAAGUUUUGAAAGAGAUAUAAGUAUUGUCAAAGCAUUGCAUAAUAAAGUUGAGCAAGAUAAAGAAUUGGGUGUACCCGCGAGAUUAUAUAAUGAGAUGGCAGUGGCAUAUUUAAAGAACCAUUGUGAUAUGGAAUCUGCAUUAAGUUUAGUUGAAAAACUCGAAUCAAGUGGUAGCCCAUUAUAUCAGCAAACUGUAGUGUCGUUCAUUGCAUUCUUUAACAACAACGACAUGCCACAGAAAUCAAUAGCAUUGCUAAAGAGCACCUCUGAUAAAUACCCCAUUUGGUUCAUGAGUUUUAAAUUCAUACCAUCUUUAUCAGCUCACCUUCUUAAAUUAAUGCCAUAUAUUGAUAGUUUGCUAGACUAUAUGGAAGAGAAUAAAUCAAUUUCAAAGAUAUUAUAUAACGAAUUGAUUAAAGUUAAUUCUGAAAAUGGUGCUAGAAAUAGUGUAAUUAAACUUUACAAUAGAAUGAUUACAAUCUAUGUACCAGAUGCAGCAAAUAUAAAAGAUUUACUUUAUUUAGCAGUUAAAGAUAACAAUUUAGAAGAAUGUCAAUAUUGGUAUAAAGUUUCAUCAGAUUUAAAUUUUAAAUUAACAGCGAAAAUGGCAACUUAUUUAUUAAAAUUCCUUUUACGUAGUGCUCAAUAUGAUCUAAUUGAUGAUGUUAUAGCUCAAUGUAGUGCUGAUAGAACAAUUUGUACACCUUGGAAUGUUGGUUUUAUCAUUUAUUAUCUUAAUGUUGUUAGAGGUGAAUCAUCACCAAAAUUAAAUCAACCUAAAAAAUCUGUAAAAUCAACAACAUCAUCAAAAUUAUCAUCAAUACCAAAUUUACAACAACAACAACAACAACAACAACAACAACAACAACAACAACAACAACAACAACAACAACAACAACAACAACAACAACAACAACAACAACAACAACAACAACAACAACAACAACAACAACAACAACAACAACAACAACAACAACAACAACAACAACAACAAUCAACAAUAACUUCUGCAACAACAACAACAACAACUAUUGCAGAAACAACAACAACAACAACAACAACAACAACUACAGAAACAACAGAAACAAUAAAUUCAGAAAAAUAUUUAAAACUUUAUAAAGAAUAUUAUGAAUAUCUUUCAUAUAAAGAAAAUGAAUUUAUUGAUGAAUCAAUAGAUUCAAUUAUUCAAUGUUGUUUAAUUGAAGAUUAUUAUGAAGAUGCAAAGAGAUGGUAUCAAAUAAAAAUAGAUGAUUUUAAGAUUACACCAAAUAGAAAUACAUUUUCAAAUUUCCUUUCUUAUCAUAUGUUAAGAAUGGAACAUUAUGAAUGGUCCUAUUGGAAGAAUGAAAUGAAAAAACAUAUUAAAAAUGAUAUUAAGAAUGAAAAGUUAGAACAAUCCAUUUUCGAAUAUUUUAAUAAAUAUUAUAAAAAUAAGAAAUCAACAAUUAAAGAUCAAGAGGAGUUUUUUAAAAAGGCAGGUACAGAUUCAAUUAUUGAAAAGUUUAAUUCAUUGUUAGCUCAAAAGAAAGAGAAAGAAGCUUUCGAAUAUUUUGAAGAGCGUGUAAAACGUCAGGAUAAGAACAGUGAUUAUUUCAUACCAAGACAUUUCUAUGCAAAGGUUUUGGAUCGUUCAUUGGCAUUACAAAAUGCUCAACAUAUUGUAUCAAUGUUUACACUAUUCACAAAGGUUGGUGGUAUAGUUCCAAAUUUAGAAAUCAUUCAAAAAGUAUUCGAUAAAUUGUUUUUACUUCAAAAUUAUCAAGAUUUUCAAGAAACCAUUGACAGUUUACCAAAUACUGCAUCGAUGGGAGGACAUUAUAAGAUUGCCCAUGCAACUCUAUUGGCAAAGAGAUCACCAACUAAAUUAUUCAUUGAUUAUCUAUCAAAACCAGAGAAUAUUCAUUUGGCAGAGAAUGAUUAUAUUAGAAAUGGUUUACUAUUGGGUUUAUUAAGAGAUAAUUUAUUCCCUGAGGCAACAAGAUUAUUGGCUUCAUUGUUAACUUCAAAAUCAAGUGGAAUUCAAACUGAUACUUUAUUUUCCUAUAUAGAGAAAGUGGUGGAUCAUAAAUAUAAUACCGAUAUAAUGCCAUUGAUAAGUUCUCAUUUUAAAACUAAUUUCAUAAGAGAUCCAAAACAUUAUCUACCAUUAGGUAAUGCUUCAGUUUCUUUCCUUAGAGGUGACACUCAAAAUGCUUAUAAAAUAAUCAGAGGAGUUUUAUACAUUCCAAAUGUUUUUUUAAAAGAUGUCUUUAUGAAAUUAGCUGUUAGGGUCUAUUCAAAACAAUAUCCAAUUCCAGUCAAUCAUGCAAAUAUAGAUUUCUUAUUGAAUUUGGUAGCAAAAGCUGAAACUAUGGGAAUUCAUAAAAAUUUAAUGUAUCUUGAACUCUUUAAAUGUUUUAUCGAAGCUGAUCGUUCUGAUGUCGUGAGAGAUAUUAUAAAGAUUGAUUUCCCUUUUGCUCAAUUGUCUCAAGAUAUGAUUUAUUAUAUCCUAUUAGCACAUAAAUAUCAACAUCCUUCAAAAUUUUUAACACUCACAACUAAAAUCCUUAAGAAUUGUACAAUCUCUGAUUUAAAAUCAGUAUCCUUAGUUAUUGAACAAUUUAAAUUACUAUCAAACAAAACUAAUCCAUUAGAAUAUUUAAAAACUUCCUAUCCAUUAGUUUAUCAACUCAUCACUACUAUACCUCCUCAAACUCAUCCUGGUUUUGAACCUCCAACUGAACGAGCUCUAGAUUUUUUAAAUCGUCAUUUAAUUAAUCCAACAUCAUCUGAAAUUAAGAUUUAA